UUUUUGUCUGUCUUGUUCAAUUGCUUUCCUUCAAAAGGACACACCACAUAAAGAAUACACACACCACCACAUCCUGGCAUAACCUGAAAACAUCUGAACCUCCAAAACACAUUGUUUUCUUCACUUGUUUCAUACCUCAAAAACCACCACUUUGUUACACUCAAGGUUUUUGCUUUUGUUUUCACAAUAACAGCAUGCAUGUUCUUUUUUCUGCGAAGAGAGUAGCGUUCUCUGAGUCCUUUCUGCCACACAGAAGAAGGAUUUUCACUUGGUUCAGUUUAAGUACUUUAGUUUCUCUUGUUCUGUUGUCCCUCUUCCUUCUCAGUAACUCCCUCAGGGUUCCUAAAGUUUUAGUCUUUGUUCCAAAAUUUGGCGCUGUUGGUGCAAACUCUUCUGUUGGUCCUUGUCCCUUGUUUCCUUUCAACACCAGCCACUCUUUUUCCAAUGAGAAUGACACUUUUGACACUUCAAAGUCAAAUGGGUCAGAGAGUUCUGUGAAGAGAAUUGAAGAGGGAAGUGUUGUUGAAAAUCUUCAUGUAGUGAAUAAUGUGUCAGAUGAAAACAUUAAGAGUGUUACAGAAGGGAGGGGUUUGGUGAAUUCUAGUUUUUCUUCUAUUUUGUUGUCAGAGAGUAACCAUGGGAAGCAAUCAAAGCAUGAGGGGGGUUUUGUUGGGGAAAAGAGUUUAAAGAAUGUAACUGUUACUCAUAAUGAGAAAAUGCAUGUUGGUUUAUAUGACGAGAAAUGUGACAUUUUUGAUGGAAAGUGGGUAAGAGAUGGUUCAAAGCCAUAUUAUCCUUUAGGAUCUUGUCGCCUAAUUGAUAGAGAUUUUAAUUGUCACCGUAAUGGAAGGCCUGAUGCUGAAUAUGUUAAAUGGAGGUGGCAGCCAAAUGGGUGCAUAAUUCCAAGUUUGAAUGCAACUGAUUUUCUGGAGAGGUUGCGUGGGCAGAGGCUAGUUUUUGUUGGGGAUUCACUGAACAGGAACAUGUGGGAGUCACUUGUAUGCAUUCUCCGUCAAAGCAUCAAUAAAAAGAAACGGGUUUUUGAAAUUUCUGGAAGAAGGGAAUUUAAGAAGAAAGGUGUCUAUGCUUUUAGAUUUGAGGACUAUAAUUGUUCGGUGGAUUUUGUUGUUUCACCAUUCAUUGUUCAAGAGUCAACUUUCAAGGGCAAAAAUGGUUCGUUUGAGACAUUAAGAUUGGAUUUGAUGGACCGUACUACGGCCAGGUAUUGGGAUGCUAAUAUCAUAGUCUUCAACACAGGACAUUGGUGGACCCAUGAUAAAACAUCAAAAGGAGAAGAUUAUUAUCAAGAAGGAAAUCAUGUAUACCAAAGACUAGAGGUUCUAGAUGCAUAUACGAGAGCCUUGACCACUUGGGCUAAAUGGGUUGAUCAAAAAAUUAAUGCCAAUCAAACUCAGGUUUUCUUCAGAGGAUUCUCACUUACCCAUUUCUGGGGUGGGCAAUGGAACUCAGGAGGACAGUGCCACAAAGAAACUGAGCCAAUAUUCAAUGAAGCUUACUUACAAAGAUAUCCUUCAAAAAUGUUGGCUCUAGAACAUGUCAUCCAACAAAUGAAAACCCCAGUAGUAUAUAUGAACAUAAGUAGGCUUACAGAUUACAGAAAAGAUGGACAUCCUUCGGUAUACAGAACGGGGUAUAAGGCGUCGAUGAAGCAGAACACUGCUGCACUAUUCGAAGAUUGCAGCCAUUGGUGCUUGCCUGGGGUACCAGAUACUUGGAAUGAAUUGCUAUAUGUUUCUCUCUUAAAAUAUGGAAAAGGUACUUGGAAAAAAACUAAUUAACGUACCCUAGUACCCGGAGGCUCCUCGCUAUGCAGUCUUACCCUUACACAUGCAAAGAGGCUGUUUAACCCUUGACCAACAGGUCACUAAGGCACAACUUUACCCUUGUGUAAGGGCUCAACCUUAGGAACUUGGAAAAGCUGAGCAAAUUUCCUCAUAUGUAUGUUAUGAGUUUUUGCUGCAUGUCUUUGGUUAUAGGAUUAUACUAUUUGGGUUGAUAGCAAGGGAAGGAAAUAGGAUAGUGGAUUUGGCUUGCCAAUUCUUCCCAUUGGUUUAGGCUUGUUGGAGUCAGUUUCUUAAACAGUUGUGAAGAUUGUAAAUGGAUUUUGUAUUCAUUUAUUUAGUAUUUACAAGCACGUGCCAUGAUACUUUGAAUGAUA
Glycine soja is the source of this 2179-nucleotide messenger RNA. RefSeq names its product protein trichome birefringence-like 2. Gene Ontology annotation, molecular function: O-acetyltransferase activity. The transcript has 5 exons. The record is from RefSeq and is a predicted model, not a curated record. Gene Ontology annotation, cellular component: Golgi apparatus. NCBI's taxonomy places the organism in Eukaryota, Viridiplantae, Streptophyta, Magnoliopsida, Fabales, Fabaceae. The coding region runs from base 195 to 1799 and encodes 534 amino acids.